Molecule: messenger RNA, 4181 nt
Organism: Gadus chalcogrammus (walleye pollock)
Lineage: Eukaryota; Metazoa; Chordata; Actinopteri; Gadiformes; Gadidae
Gene: tshr
Product: thyroid stimulating hormone receptor
Exons: 11
Coding region: 145-2583 (812 amino acids)
Biological process (GO): G protein-coupled receptor signaling pathway
Cellular component (GO): membrane
Molecular function (GO): protein binding; thyroid-stimulating hormone receptor activity
Source: RefSeq, a predicted model, not a curated record
AGCAUUUUAAUAGUUGAUCCGUGAAGAGUUCGACUCAACAUGAUACAAGUAUUAUUAUUAUUACAGCUCAAUUUUUGGUAAACGGCAGACGUAUCAAAAACGAGAGCAUCUUUAUUUAUUUUUUUACAGGUAGGAUACACUAGCAUGAGCAUGAACGUGAUAACGGGUGUGCUGAUGAGUUUGGUCACGUUGCUCUCGGGCUCCUCGGCAGAGCCUGAAACAUGCCCUUCUGUGUGUGAAUGCUCCGAGUGGAAGUUUUUGACCAUCUCCUGUUUUGACAUCGAAAGUUUCCCGAGAUUUCCAGCAAGCACUGAGACGUUAUGGCUUCUGGAAACUCGCCUGCCGUCCGUUCCAGCCAACGUCUUCUCUCACAUGGUGAACCUCUCAAAAAUAUACAUCUCAGUGGACGUCAUGUUGAAGCGGUUGGAGAGGCACUCCUUCUACAAUCUGAAGAAAAUCACCAACAUAGAGAUUCGCAACACGAAGAGUCUGACAUACAUAGACCCAGAUGCUUUUGGGAAUCUUCCAAACCUCAAAUAUCUGGGGAUUUUCAACACCGGCCUGGCUGUCUUCCCUCACCUGGGCAACAUCCAGUCUAUCGAUGUGAACUUCAUUCUCGAAAUCGUUGAUCACCCCUAUAUUAAGGAGAUCCCACCUAAUUCAUUCCGUGGUAUCACCGACGAUGUGCUGACUGUCAUGUUGUACGGGAACGGCUUCAGAGAGAUUCACCCCUACGCCUUCAACGGGACCAAACUGGAUCAAGUGUACCUUUACAGAAACAGGCAUUUGACCAAGAUGGAUGAGAAAGCUUUUAUGGGUGCAAUCAGAGGGCCCAUGCUCUUGGACGUGUCUCAGACCCGGAUCUCCUCGCUGCCCACUGUCGGCAUGGAGACGCUGCGGGAGCUGAUGGCGCGCGAGGCGUGGGCGCUGAAGAAGCUGCCGCCCAUCAAGACCUUCAAGCACCUGACCUCGGCCGACCUCACCUACCCCAGCCACUGCUGCGGCUUCAAGAACCUGAAGAAGAAGAGGGGCUUCCUGGAGUACCUGUGUAACCUGACGGCUCUGUACGACCAACACCACAAACGCUCCGUGGGGCCCCCGCGCGUCACCUCGCUCCAGGGAGCAGGAACGCCAGAGAGCCCCCUUCCUGUCCCCCCGAUGACGUCCCAAGAUGACGUCGCCGCCGACGUCGCGGACUCCCCCCGACUCAGGGAGGAGGAGGAGGAGGAGGCGUGGCGUCGGCGGCGGGGAGGGGACUUCCCUGGCAGCCUCCUCCACUACCACGCCUACUUCGGGGGCCAGGGGGGCGCCGACGAGGGGGUGGGCUUCGGCGAGACCCUGAAGAACGCGCAGGAGGACGCGGGCCAGGACUUCGACAGCCGCUACGACUACGUGGUGUGCGAGGACGGCGAGGAGGUGACGUGCACGCCCGUGCCCGACGAGUUCAACCCCUGCGAGGACAUCAUGGGCUUCGGCUUCCUGCGCGUGUCCGUGUGGUUCGUCAGCCUGCUGGCCGUGCUGGGCAACGCGCUGGUGCUGCUGGUGCUGCUCACCAGCCACUACAAGCUCUCCGUGUCCCGCUUCCUCAUGUGCCACCUGGCCUUCGCCGACCUGUGCAUGGGCGCGUACCUGCUGCUCAUCGCCUCGGUGGACCUGCACACGCGCUCCGAGUACUUCAACCACGCCAUCGACUGGCAGACGGGCGCCGGCUGCGGCCUGGCGGGCUUCUGCACCGUGUUCGCCAGCGAGCUGUCGGUGUACACGCUGACGGCGAUCACGCUGGAGCGCUGGUACGCCAUCACCUUCGCCAUGCGGCUGGACCGCAAGCUGCGGCUGCACCACGCCGCCACCGUCAUGCUGGGCGGCUGGAUGGGCUGCCUGCUGCUGGCGCUGCUGCCCCUGGUGGGCGUGAGCAGCUACCAGAAGGUCAGCAUCUGCCUGCCCAUGGACACGCGCUCGGCGGCGGCGCAGGCCUACAUCGUGUCCGUGCUGGUGCUCAACAUCGCGGCGUUCGGCGUGAUCUGCGGCUGCUACGUCAAGAUCUACUGCGCCGUGCACAACCCGCACUACCGCUCGGGCUCCAAGGACACCAACAUCGCCAAGCGCAUGGCCGUGCUCAUCUUCACAGACUUCCUGUGCAUGGCGCCCAUCUCCUUCUACGCCAUGUCCGCCGUGCUGGACCGCCCGCUCAUCACCGUGUCCAACUCCAAGAUCCUGCUGGUGCUCUUCUACCCGCUCAACUCCUGCGCUAACCCCUUCCUGUACGCCAUCUUCACCAAGGCCUUCCGGGGGGACGUCUUCAUCCUGCUCAGCAAGGUGGGCCUCUGCCAGCGGCAGGCCCAGCUGUUCCGGGGGCAGACCGUGUCGUCCAAGGGGGGCAGCAGCGCCACCGCCGCCACCUGCCAGUGGUGGCGGGAUCGAGGCGGGGAGGACAAGAGGAUGAAGAAGAAGAAGAAGAAGAAGGGGAGGAUGGAGGAGACGCCGAUCCACGGGAGACGGGACGAGUCGUCGGGACACAGCAGCCAGCAGCCCGUCAGCAGCCAGCAGCCCAGCCCGGAGGAGAGCGGGACUCUGGACACGUGAUCCCACGCAGAGCGUCCCGCCGAGCAGGGGUAGAGGAGACGGCAGUGGGGGCUGGUCCGGGCGUGGGAGAGGGGCCGGACGGACGGAUGGAUGGACAGACGGAGGAGGACGGAAUGGUUCUGCGAGAGUUAAACAGGAGGCCCGGAGGCCCCAGGGCGGGGGCUGGGGUUCACAGGUGGGGUUCAGCUGUUUUCACCAUCUCCAGCCUGGGAAGAUCAUACGGCCGGGCCACUUGUUGGACAGUAUCGCGUGUCACGGAAACAUGUGACAUCGGCUUCGUCUCACUUUGGUUUGUUAUUUUUUUCUAUUGGAGGAGUUAACGUUUUAGCGCAGUGUUUACAAAGAAAGGGACACACACCCGUAUAGAUGUAUACUGUGUAGCCUAAAGAAAGGGAAUUACAAUUUUAAAAGCCUUAUAUUAUAAAGUAAACGCAGGGAUGACUUGAAUUCUCUUUUUAUGUGCUUUUGUUGAGUCGAAAGACAGAAGGCGCGUCCCUAAUAGUGACAUUUUACUCUUGUACAUGUUGUAAAUAAAAUGACCUAUGUUUCUAAUUAAAUGGACAAGAAUUAAUAUCUGACCUCCGGGAUUGCUUUAUCCAAAGCUCUUUUUUUUUAAAACUGGAAGUGAACAUUAUGACUUAACAUUCAAAUGUAACCAGAGUGGUUGAAUAAACCAGCCUAAUGGAAAUGUAUACAUGGUGAACGGUGCCACUGAUGUGAAUAGCAGUUACAAGUACUUGAAAACUCAAAGCUAAUGGGACUUGGUCCUUCACUUAAAACUAAUCCUCUUUCACCUCUUUUUUGUUUUUUGGACCGCUGGUCCCUUGUCCUUGUUCCUGUGAUGUUUUAUACAUACACAUAAUUGGCCUGAAUGGUUAUAUAAAUCAUAUUUUAGAAAAAAAUAAUUCAUCAUCCCUCGAACACACAUCAUUGAAUUAAACAAAUAACCAAGUGUGGAUUUUCAUUAGCAAUUUUCAAAAGAAAUGAGAGAUGGGUAGGAAAGUCAAAAAAAAAAUCCUCUGAAGCCCUUUUUCUCUGCGUUGGAAUGCUCUGGUUGUUAUUCCUAGCAUGGUGGUGAUAUUUUUCCCCCUUUUACAUAGCCAGAGACUUAUACAAUCAGAGCCCAUCGUUUUACCCUUUUCCUGCGAGAGCUUUAAGCAAACAGACCCGGCUGGGGCACAUCUGAUCCGUAACGUGCAGGACCUGCGAUAUUUACGCUAUUACGCGUUAAAGGACGCGCUGCACCCAUAGCGGCUUAACAUCUGGUUAGAAUUUCAUCGGCGGUGUGUGUGACACUUCUUUUUUUUCUUUAAGAGAAACGUACAGACCCAGGCGGGGUGGGUUUGCGAGAUACUUUCCUGGGGGGAAAAAAGGUAGAAUUUAUUUUAUUAUUCACUUGCAGGGACCGCUCGGAGGAAAGAGAUGUGUUGACCACUCAUCUGGACAGUUGGUUUCAGUUUGGGGAAAGCAGUGGGGUGGGGAAUGCCUAACUCUGCUUGCCCUGCUCCACGUUCUCUCCCGAAUCACUCAGGCUAAACGGUAGAGACCGCAGCGGUGGAAUUUUCUCUUAAUUGUUUAUUAGAUGUGGCAUCUGCUCG